AUGAGCACUGUUACCGUCGAUAUCUCGCAAGGAAUUGCGACCAUCACAUUGAAUGCGCCCAAGCGACUCAACGCAUUGUCACGGGACGACUACGAUGUCUUCGCAAAGGCUCUCAGAGAAAUAGACAAGAGAGACGAUGUCGUCGCCACCGUGUGGCAAGCCACUGGCAGGUGGUUCUGUGCCGGAACGGACGUCAGUGUCCAGCGGGAUGACGUGGGGCCCAAUGUCCGGGAACAGUUCCUUCACAGAGUUGCUGCGACCAAUACGGAAUGUAGCCAUGCAUUGUCUUCGCACAGCAAAAUCCUGGUCGCUGCUCUGAACGGGCCUGUGAUGGGUAUGAUGUUUGCAGCGUUACUAGGAAACUUUGACUUCAUCUACUCUGUCCCUGAAGCAUGGCUUUACGUUGGAUUUGCCUUCCUUGGAAUCAGUGUCGAAGGUGGGGCUAGCGUCGGCUUUGUGAAUAAGAUGGGCCUUGCCAGAGCCAACGAGGUUCUGAUUUUCAACAAGAAGAAAACUGCUCAAGAACUUGAGUCCUGUGGCUUCAUCAACAAAAUCUUCCCUUCCCAGUCGACGGAGUCGUUUCACGCGUCUGUAAGGCAACACUUACUGGAUGAGCUGGACGGACUCGACGCAGCCGCAGUCCUCUCUAUUCGCAACCGUAUUCGGGAAGGACUCAAGCAGAGAAAUGACCCUGAUUCCGUGACCUUGAGAGAGAGUUAUGGGCAGGCAGAGAGGUUUGCGACCGGUAUCCCGGCGGUUCGAUUUGGUAAAGUCUCCAGGAAGGAGAUUCGACAUAAACUUUAG
Coniophora puteana RWD-64-598 SS2 is the source of this 804-nucleotide messenger RNA. RefSeq names its product ClpP crotonase. Gene Ontology annotation, cellular component: peroxisomal matrix. NCBI's taxonomy places the organism in Eukaryota, Fungi, Basidiomycota, Agaricomycetes, Boletales, Coniophoraceae. Gene Ontology annotation, biological process: fatty acid beta-oxidation. The record is from RefSeq and is a predicted model, not a curated record. The transcript is spliced from 9 exons. Bases 1 to 804 code for a protein of 267 amino acids.